Messenger RNA from Homalodisca vitripennis (glassy-winged sharpshooter), 3341 nucleotides. RefSeq names its product piggyBac transposable element-derived protein 1-like. The transcript has 2 exons. Lineage: Eukaryota; Metazoa; Arthropoda; Insecta; Hemiptera; Cicadellidae. Bases 398 to 2362 code for a protein of 654 amino acids. The record is from RefSeq and is a predicted model, not a curated record.
UUUAUUAUCAGUGUUGGUUUCAUUUCUUCAUCCAAGUUAUUCACUCCAUCUACCUCUGCCUAUUAAUUGUUUGAAAUCAAUUAUUUUGAUAGUUGAAUUUGUAUAUGAUCCUUUUCUUUAUUGUAAAUCAGUGUCUUUUUGAGUGUUGCUGUGUAUUCCUUAUGUUUUGUUUCUACUGAAUAUAACUCCAUAAGUUCUCUUUUUGUCCUAAAUGUAUUAUUGUGUUAUCCAGUGUUUUCAUCAUAUUGCUGUGUAUUAGUGUUUACCAUCCCAUUUCCCCUUGUAUUUUGGUGUUUUAAGGUGUGUUAAAGUGGAUUAUUUUGAAAUUACCCCUUUCUGAUUUGUUUUAAAUCCUGUUGACCAAUGUUCUAUAACAGCCUCAGCUUGUUUGUUUCAGAUGGACAGAAGCAAUGAGUUUAAGAACAGUAACAAACCACAGGAUAUGCUUUCUCAGUCACCAUCGAGACAUCCAAGAACAUCAGGGCAUCCUGAACCAUUGGCACGGCCUGUUAAAGGGAUCUAUGAACAUCUGAUAAGGAAACCGGUCCACCCUGUAUCAAGUACUAAUUCAUUACUUUCUCAAAUAGUUGUAGAAGAACUCAAUGACUCAGACAAUUUAGAAGAGUUUUCGGGAAGUGAGUUGGAAGAACCUGAGUCAGAGAGUGAAUCAUCAGGUGAUGAAGUUAAUGCCACAUUACAAAUAAACGCACAUGCAAGUCCUGAUAAAUCAGUUACACUUUCUCUGAAUAUUUUAGAUGGUGCAAAAGCUAUUGUUCAGCAAAUUAUACCAAAUGCACACACUAAUGAACAAUCUUUAGAUAACUGUAAUAGAAGUGAAAAUCCCACAUACCACUUGUGUUCUUGUUUUAAUGACUACGUGGGUGAAUCAAAGUUUAAUUUUAAUUUGAAAAAUCCAAAACCAAUAGAUACCUUUUCCCAUUUUAUUACGGAUGAAAUGUGGAAGAGUAUGGUUGACGAAACAAAUCUUUAUGCUCAACAAUAUAAAGAUAGCACUGAAAAAUGGGCAAAUGCAAGGCCGUUGGACUGGACAGAUACAACUGUCGAUGAGAUGAAAAAGUUUGUGGGAAUCAUGAUUGUCAUGGGGCUAGUACCUCUGCCGGCAGUAGACAAGUACUGGGCUAAAGGUAAUAUCUACGGAGUUCGAAUUGUAAAAGACACAAUGACCAGAGACCGUUUCUUAUCACUAAAGAAAUUCUGGCAUUUUUCGGACAAUAAAUCGAAUCCUGACACAACCGAUCGCCUGUCAAAAAUUAGAAACCUAGUAGAUGACUUGAAUAAAAAGUUUGCUAGUAGUCUUACACCUGGACUAGACUUAAUAAUAGAUGAGACUAUAAUUCCAUGUUGUAACAGGCUCUUCUUCCAUCAGAAUAUUCCAAACAAAAGUAAUAAAUAUGGAAUCAAACUUUACAAAAUGUGUACUACAGAGGGCUACACAAGUAAAGUGCUAGUGUAUGCAGGGAAGCCUGAUGUAAAUACUGCUGCUGGACGUACAUAUGAUGUUGUUAUGCAAUUGACGAGUGGGAUUAUUGAGGGAGACGUACAAGUUGUACCCAGUUUCUUAGACGAAGGUCGGCAUGUGUAUGCCAUUGCCGACAACUUUCACACCAGUAUUCCUCUAGCCGAAACUCUAUUAUAUCGUAGCACACGGUUAUGUGGUACAAUUAAAAGCGACAGAAAAAGUAUUUUCCCAGAAAUAAAGAAAGAUGUAAAUGAAGGAGAAUGCAAAGGAGUUGAAUGCCACUACGGAACGAAGGUGGUCUACUGGAGGGAUAGACGGGUGAUGAUUUCCACAAUACCUGGACACGAUACAUCACUCGUGGAUACUGGGAAGAAAAAUAAAAAGAAUCUUCCUAUAAUGAAACCAAGAUGUGUCUUGAAUUACAACUCUGCUAAGAGAGCAUUUUAUGUUAGUAACCAGCUGGCAUCAAACAAUUGCUGCCUUCAUAAAACACUGAAAUGGUACAGGAAAAUAGCUCUAGACUUAAUAACAGGAACAGCACUUGUAAAUUCCUGGUUCGCAUACCAAACUAUGGCUAAAACCAGGAUUCCGCUGAUAAAGUAUCGGGAAUCAGUGGCCCGGAGUUUAAUGAAGACAGUAAGUACGAAUCGAAUGACAACUCCAAGCAGAAAAAGAGUCCACUCGCUGAGGAAGAGGGAAGGCCCAGCGCGAAAGUCGCGACGUCGUUGUAGUCUCUGUUACAAAACCAACAGAGCGUCACAGACCGUUCAGGAAGCUGCUAAAUCAACAAAACAGGUGACCACUUACUGUGAGGACUGCCCCGAUGAACCUUUCAUGUGCUUGGAGUGUUUUAACAGUUUCCACAAGCAGGGAGUAUUUUAAGUUUUUUAAAUGAAGUACUGUACAAGUCGUUUUCAGUACUACCAUACCCAUUAGAUCCAAACGAGUGGUUUACAUCUAAUUCUCUAGUUAUAAAGAAAAACAGGACACGAAUUUUUCUGUUUGGAUAUUAAUAUUUAUGAUAAUUUAAAUUUAACCCUGUAAAACUUGUUAAUAUACACUUAAAUAAUAAGCUAAGAUAAGUUGUAGAUGUUAGGGUAGUUUGUAAAAAGUUGGCAAGAGGUAUAUAUAAAUAUAUAUAUAUAUGGAAUUUUUUGUGGAGAAAUAGUAAUGUAAAAAAACAUUUGUAUGGUAAAAAAGCAUUAAGAGUCAUGAUGCUCAGUAUCUUGCUAUGCUCGAUUCAAAGAACUGCAAAUUAUGACAAUGCCAAGUAUCUACUGUAUAUAUAUUCAUGUCUUAUAAAAUGUAAUGACUAUUUAGAAAAAUAAUUUUCAGCAUGAUAUGUAUAACUAUGAUACCAGAAACAAAGGUAAAUUGGAUGUGGAAAAUAGACUAAAACCUAGGCAAGUCAUGUAUAUAUCGAAAUUAAAUUGUUUAAUAAAUUACUAGAUAUAGCGUGGUCAGUUAGUCUUGUUGAAUUAAAAAAUACCAUUCUGUUAAAAUACAAAGCAUUCUUUUCAAUUGAUGAUUACUUGUCUUGCAACACUACUGAUUUACGAUUUUAGGCUACUGUUACUUGUUUACAUCAUAUAUAUUAUUUGUUUAUAUUAUUGUUUGAUAUUAUUAAAUUUAUCCACUGUUUAUAUAUAUAGCUUUAAAUUAUUAUUACCAGGUGUAGUAUAUUGUGCAUUGAGCAUUGUUGUUUCAUUAUUGUGUGUGUUUUUAUCAGCAAUAAUAGGCUAUUGACAGAGUAAUUUAAGAUAUGACAUCAUGCAAACUGAAUUUAUAAAUAUGUCUACAAACUAAAGCAUCUUGAAUCAUUAUGUCCAAACUAUAAUAAAUAUAUAUAUAUAUUUUCUCA